This is a messenger RNA of Acanthochromis polyacanthus (spiny chromis), 3609 nucleotides long. RefSeq lists its product as uncharacterized. NCBI's taxonomy places the organism in Eukaryota, Metazoa, Chordata, Actinopteri, Pomacentridae. The record is from RefSeq and is a predicted model, not a curated record. Bases 1 to 1008 code for a protein of 335 amino acids. The transcript is spliced from 7 exons.
AUGGAGUGGUUUCACUGUUUUCUCUGUGGGUUUCUCGGGCUGAAGGUGUGGUUUCACUGUUUUCUCUGUGGGUUUCUCGGGCUGAAGGUGUGGUUUCACUGUUUUCUCUGUGGGUUUCUCGGGCUGAAGGUGUGGUUUUGGUGUUUUCUCUGUGUGUUUCUCGGGCUGAAGGUGUGGUUUUGGUGUUUUCUCUGGGUUUCUCGGGCUGAAGGUGUGGUUUCACUGUUUUCUCUGUGGGUUUCUCGGGCUGAAGGUGUGGUUUUGGUGUUUUCUCUGUGGGUUUCUCGGGCUGAAGGUGUGGUUUCACUGUUUUCUCUGUGGGUUUCUCGGGCUGAAGGUGUGGUUUUGGUGUUUUCUCUGUGGGUUUCUCGGGCUGAAGGUGUGGUUUCACUGUUUUCUCUGUGGGUUUCUAGGGCUGAAGGUGUGGUUUUGGUGUUUUCUCUGUGGGUUUCUAGGGCUGAAGGUGUGGUUUCACUGUUUUCUCUGUGGGUUUCUAGGGCUGAAGGUGUGGUUUCACUGUUUUCUCUGUGGGUUUCUCGGGCUGAAGGUGUGGUUUCACUGUUUUCUCUGUGGGUUUCUAGGGCUGAAGGUGUGGUUUUGGUGUUUUCUCUGUGGGUUUCUCGGGCUGAAGGUGUGGUUUCACUGUUUUCUCUGUGGGUUUCUAGGGCUGAAGGUGUGGUUUUGGUGUUUUCUCUGUGGGUUUCUCGGGCUGAAGGUGUGGUUUCACUGUUUUCUCUGUGGGUUUCUCGGGCUGAAGGUGUGGUUUUGGUGUUUUCUCUGUGGGUUUCUCGGGCUGAAGGUGUGGUUUCACUGUUUUCUCUGUGGGUUUCUCGGGCUGAAGGUGUGGUUUCACUGUUUUCUCUGUGGGUUUCUCGGGCUGAAGGUGUGGUUUUGGUGUUUUCUCUGUGGGUUUCUCGGGCUGAAGGUGUGGUUUUAGUGUUUUCUCUGUGGGUUUCUCGGGCUGAAGGUGUGGUUUUAGUUUUUUCCUCUGUGGGUUUCUCGGGCUGAAGGUGUGGUUUUAGUGUUUUCUCUGUGGGUUUCUCGGGCUGAAGGUGUGGUUUCACUGUUUUCUCUGUGGGUUUCUCGGGCUGAAGGUGUGGUUUCACUGUUUUCUCUGUGGGUUUCUCGGGCUGAAGGUGUGCAGUCUAUCAACGUUUCUCUUCAGAUUAAAGUUUGUCUCCUCCCAGAACAAACAGCGAUAAAGAGCUACAGCAGGAGCAACAGUCGACUUUUGACCUCAUCAGGCUUCACAUUAACCACAGAGUCUCUGGAGAUCAGCUGGAAUAACUGCAUGGGGCGGAGCCAGAGAAAAGGAGGGAUAUGAUUGGAGGACAGAAGGCAACAGGAAGUUAAAGUGAAGCUUCAGUCUAACAGACUGAGGUUCGGUUCAGCUGGAACAUCGUUCAGUCCUUCAGACAUUCUCCUGGUUACUUUGGGAAGUUUAAGUUCUUGUUGGACACAAAACAAAAUGCACAGUAUCACUCUUUGCUGCUUUCAUCCAUUUUCAUAACCUAUCAUAUUCUACUGGUUCCUGUUCCAUUUCAUCUUCCUCCCAUUUUGCACAUAUCGCGCCCUCUUUGCACAUGGUGUGGUUUUAACAUUGUUUUAUAUAUGCAUAUAUUCAUUUUAUUACUUAAUUUGAUAUUUUAUUACUUACUGCCUGUUGCACCCUCAAGUGGAAGUGUUUUCAUCAUGCCAUGUAUGAUGACAAUAAACCUAUUCUAUUCUAAAACACACAAAAUGACAAAAACAAGACACAAAGUAAAAAAAGGAGACAAGAUGAGGUCAUUUUCCUCCUCAUUGGUUGUUGUCAUGGUGCCUGUUGCUGCUAAACUCCCUCAAUGAUCUCUGUUUUAGCUUCCUCUGGUCUCUACAGGAUUAAACAGGAAGAGGUGGAACAACCAGGAACUACAGCUGAUCUACAUUUCUGACAUCAUGACCUUCUUCUUCUGCUGUUGCCUUCAUUGUUGUCUUCUGUCUCUUCUUUGUCUCCUUUUUUUUGACCUAGUCUUCUUCUGAAUCUUAGCCUCCUUCUUCUCAUUAUUUUCUCUGUUCUAGUGUUUGAUGGCUACUGCUCUUUGAUGGAUCAAACGGAUUGAUGUUUGAAGAUGUUUGCUGUCUCUGAUGUUCAGAUUAACCUCAGUCCUCCUCAGAUCUCUUGUUUUUAGACUUAUUCAUGUCAGGUUUGAGGACUAACUUCUGUCUUUGUUUACUUCUGGUGAUAUUUAUUAUAUUUAUUUAUGGUGACAUUUCUCGCUCAUAUCAGUUCCUGGGGAGUCUCUCUGGGUUUUUUUGCUCCCUGCUCGUGGCCUCGCAGGUUGUUCCUCACAGCAGCUGUAGGUCUGCACUAUUGUUGUCAUGGAGCUUAAAAUGGAGUCCUGCUGAAUAAAACAUGGAGCCUGGGAAAAGUAAUCACACACUGUACAUAGUGUGACUUUACCUCCACUCCCAUAAAUCAGCUGGAGGCUCCUUUGUGUUCAGUUUUCAUUUCAGCCUCGACCAGCUUUCUGCUGCUCAGGAAGGUUUUCGUGACGAGUUAACGAGACGCAGAGACGGACUCGGUGUCCUGGUGGCUGUAGAAAGCUACACGAGGCUGCAUGAACCUACAUGAGGCUUCGUGAAGCUACAUGAGGCUGUAUGAGGCUACGUGAAGCUACAUGAGGCUGUAUGAGGCUACGUGAAGCUACGUGAGGCUCCAUGAAGCUAUAUGAGGUUACAUGAGGCUGUAUGAAGGUUCACAAAGACCUGAACCCAUAUAGUCAGCAGUAUUUAGAGAUUGGACCAGUAAAAGUAUGUUAACAGAACCAUCAGGUAUGCCAUUUUAAAACGGCUGUAAUGUCUGAUCAGGACAUUAGCAGCUUCUCUGAGUUGAUCUUUGAUGUCUUUAAUUGUUUCUGAAAUGUUGGAUCUGAAUCAGUAGGAAGUUCCUCUAAGAACUUUGAGGUCAACCUGCCCUUCAGAUACUUGGCAGCUUCCAGCUUCCCUCCGGUCCUGACCAGCUGUCCACUGCCCACGUAUUCACCACAUGCAUGAUGCUGCCUCCACCGUGCUGGAGUCCAGUCCAUAAAUCUUUUAGAUUAAAGAAAAAUUGAUGUUUAGUUCAGCAUUUUACCACCUGCAGAUUCAACAUCUGAAAAAUUAUUACAUUUUAACUUUAGAAAUGUGGUUCUAACAGAGUACAAAAAUCUGAGCGGAAAAAUGUAAAAAUUAAUCAAAAUCAAUUUGUUUUAUAACUUCUGUUUAAAGAAUUUACCAAAAAGAAAUAAUUUCUUCUAACCAGAUUCUGUGAAACCUAAAAAAACAAAACUGAUUUUCCAUGACUGACUUGAAAUAGGACAAUGGAACACAAGACGAAAACAACACUGGGACAUAAACAACAGCAACAGUACAUAAACAACAGCAACAAGAUGUAAACAACACCAACAAGACACAAAUACCAACAAAAUAUACAACAACAGUGAUGAGACAUAAACAGCAACAAGACAAACGACGCUGCUGAACUUAACCUCUUUGACCUGAUUUGAAGAUUUUCUAUCACAAUGUUUUUUUAUUAGACUUUGCAGAUAAAUCCAGUUCUCUGAUCAUGUUUGUUCAGUUUAACACACAAAA